AUGUUUAUAAAACCGUGGCAGUUAAACACAGUUAUCGGCCUUCUAUUGUUGGUCCCAAUUUUUGGACAACAUAUAACGCUAACAUGUGAACGAGAGUUUUGUUAUGAACUAGAUGUUGGCCUAAAACGGGAAAUAACUGCCGACCAUACCUCAACCAAUAACAAUCGUCAUGAAUUUCUGAAACGUAUCAGCAACGAUGAUAUUGAAAGUCGUAUUGAAAGGCAACGAGAGCGAAUUUCCGAUCGCUUCGAUGAUACAAUGCGACAACCACGGGAGAUGAUAGAAUCUUGUUCCCCUGAUAGCCGUAUAAGAACAUCUAGCGCUCAGCAACGAAUUGAAGGAGAACGCCAAGUCAACCGAAGAGACAGUAACAUGGAGAGAUAUCGUGAAGUUCUUUAUCGUCGCGAUGAGAAUAAAUCGGAUUUAAAUAAUCUCAAGGAGGGAAACGAAUUCAGGGAAUGCGACGUCCGACUUAUUGAACGGAAUGAAAAUGAGAGAAAUAAUGUUGCAGAAUCUGAAAAUUAUCGCCAAAUUUCCAAUCGUCGUACUGAGAAUGGAUUAAAACGAGAAAAUCGCAAUGGCAAUGAAGAGCGGCGUUUUGAAACACGCCAAAGCGAGAAUAACAAUAGGCGACAAUCAGUAGAGCGAAAGAUACAUAAUCGUAACGAACGUAAUAUGGACACGCGACGAGAGAAUAAAACCGAACGCGACACACGACGAUUUGAUUCCCGAAAAGCUAUUAACGACAUGGAAUUAGGUCGCAAUGAAAAUCGGCGAGACAAUACUAGGCGAGAGCGAGAGGACCGAGCUGAAAUUAGUCGAGUAGAUACUGAACGUUCUAACGAACGUAUGGGGGAAGUUCGUCAGCGACGUGAUGAAAACAAAGAGAACACUUUACGAAUUCAAUCACGACGCUCUAAUAUGGAUGAAUCCAAUCGUAUUCGCGAAGAACGAAACGAAUAUGCUUUAGGAGUUGAAUCACGGCGAAAUAACGAGAGGAGAACUGAAACUCUAGGUACACGUAACGAUGAUCGACGAGAGGAAGACCGUAAUGAAAACAUUUUCGAUCGAAUUCGUGAAGUUCGAGAAAGGCGUUUUGAAAAUACAGAUACUAGGCUUCAAGUUCAAUUACAACGAGAUAGCGACAGACGACGUGAAAUUCAAGAUGAACGUAUCGAUAACGCAAGGGAUUAUGAACGAUUCGAAUCUCGUCGCUAUAAUGUUGAUGAAAUCAAUCGUAUUCGCGAAGAACACCUAGGUCGUGAUGAUAAUAACGAUAAAGGUUUACGAUCUGAAUCUCGGCGAACUAGCGACAGGAGACAUGAAGCUCUACAGGCUAGACGAGAAGAAGACCGCAAUGAAAAUGCAUCUGAUCGAAUACGUGAAGUCCGAGGAAUGCGUGAUGGAAAGAAAGACAACAGGCUACGAGUUGAAUCUCAACGAGAUAGCAAUAGACGACGUGAAAUUCGAGACGAACGUAUCGAUAACGGAAGGGACUAUGCACGAUUCGAAUCACGUCGCUCUAUUGUUGAUGAAUCCAAUCGUAUUCGCAAAGAUGGCAGGUUACGAGUUGAAUCUAAGCGAACUGAAGAUAGGCAACGUGAAAUCCGAGAUGAAAGCGAUGGCGAUAGAGAGGAAACACGAGAACACAGGGAAGAAGUCGUACGGCGAUUAGAAUCACAACGAUCUGCCACUGAACAAGUUCGCGAAGUUGAAGACCGUCGUGAGAUACGCAGUGAAGAUGGACAGGAACAACGAGAACGCAGGGAAGAAGUUACACGACGACUUCAAUCACAGCGAUCUGACACUGAACGAAUUCGUGAAGUUGAAGAAAUGGAAAAUAGGCUACAGGAGAGGAAAGACUACGAACCAUUGGAAUCACAACGCUCCCGUUUAGAAGAUUCUAGACGAAUUCGCGAAGUUCGGGAUGAACCAAGGCGAUCUACUGACAAGAGAUUCGAAAUUUUAGAUAAACGUAUUGAUGAUAGAGAAGAACAAGACCGAGAAUAUUCACGGUGGUUCAAUGAAGAUGUAUCCACUCGUAUUAGCGAGGUACGAGAAAGGCGUGACGUAUCACGACGAAGCAUUACAACCGAUCGCGAAAUUCGAGAUGCACGUAAAGAUGAUAGACAGCAGGAACGUGGAUGCCGAGAAGGUGACAUACGACGACAUCUGUCACAAAGAUCUGGUCCUGAUCAACGACGUGAUGUUGAAGACCGCCGUAAUGAUGAGCGAAUUCUGUCCCGUCGUGAAAUUCAUGAUUGUCGCUCUGAAAGUCGCAGUAGGAAUGAUGAUUUACGAUUAUCUAAUGGAAUUGUAUCCAAUAUUAUUCGUGAGGAUCGCGUCCAGCGUGAGGAGGGAAGACAAGAACGUGAAUCCAUGCAAGAAGAUAUGAAUCUGUUAAAACGACGAGUAGACAAUAGGGAAGAUUAUGAAGAUAGAAAUGUUGAUCGGUCAAUGGAAAUUGAUUCUCGACGAAUUCGUCAAAUUGAAGACCGGCGAAUUGAAUCUCGUGAUACAGAACGCACUAACAGACGCAACGAGCGAAAUGUACUACGACGAGCAAUGGAUGUUGAAACUCGUCAAACACGCGAAAUGAAUAAUCGCCAAAAUACCAAUGAAGAACGCAUUCAACGAGCAGACUCCCGCUAUGAACGUUUAUCCGCUGAAAAUAGAAGAAAUGAGAUCAGAGGAGUGGAAAAUUGCAACAUUCGCUACAUUGAAGAUGCAAUUGUAGACAAGCCAUUGAGUUCUUUUAAUAAGUCAUACAUAAUGCUAGGCCAAGGUUUUAUAUUAUCCUUCAUUGUGGCUCAAACACUAAGCGGAAAGAUGGCAAUGAAAUACCAAAAUAUACCUCAAAGGUUACGUGAGGGCUUGGGCGUAUUGGGAUUUUAA
This is a messenger RNA of Musca vetustissima, 2895 nucleotides long. RefSeq names its product trichohyalin-like. NCBI's taxonomy places the organism in Eukaryota, Metazoa, Arthropoda, Insecta, Diptera, Muscidae. The record is from RefSeq and is a predicted model, not a curated record. The coding region runs from base 1 to 2895 and encodes 964 amino acids. The transcript has 2 exons.